Messenger RNA from Anneissia japonica, 2414 nucleotides. Its product is annotated as graves disease carrier protein-like. Gene Ontology annotation, cellular component: mitochondrial inner membrane. The record is from RefSeq and is a predicted model, not a curated record. NCBI's taxonomy places the organism in Eukaryota, Metazoa, Echinodermata, Crinoidea, Comatulida, Comatulidae. The transcript has 9 exons. Gene Ontology annotation, biological process: transmembrane transport. Bases 159 to 1091 code for a protein of 310 amino acids.
GGUGUGCUAUUUACAAUUAGUGAUAGCUGAUUAUUGGAAAACCGGUCACCGAGGAAAAGAAAACAACCGGUAAAAGUUAAGAUUUUGACAAACUUCGAAAAUCAUGAUGCAUUGUCAAAUUAAUUUUACUACAUCAAAUAUGUGUUAAGUGAAAAAUCAUGAAAUCCACCGAAGUAGCAGAUGUGCUCAAGUUGUUCUUGGCUGGAGGUGUUGCAGGAUGCUGUGCAAAAACUAUGAUAGCUCCACUUGAUCGUGUCAAAAUACUUCUUCAAGCACAAAACGAACACUACAGACACUUAUCUGUGACAUCUGCAGUAACAGCUGUUGUGAAGAAGGAAGGCUUCUUAGGUUUAUACAAAGGAAAUGGUGCAAUGAUGAUUCGAAUAUUUCCCUAUGGUGCAAUACAGUUUGUGUCUUUUGAGCAAUAUAAAAAGAUUACACAAUCAUGGCUAGGACAAGAUUCACAUAUUGCAAGGCUAAUUGCAGGCUCCGGUGCAGGUGUGACGGCUGUACUGGUUACCUACCCUUUGGAUGUCAUUCGAGCCAGGCUAGCAUUCCAGGUUCAUGGAGAGCAUUACUCCGGUAUUAUCCAUACAUUUCACUCCAUAUGGCAUCAGGAGGGCAAAAUGAAAGGAUUUUACAGGGGUUUCAUUCCUACCUUUAUUGGUAUGAUACCUUAUGCAGGCAUAGCAUUUUAUACUUAUGAAACUGCAAAGCGUUUUAUUGUGGAACAAGGUCCCAGGUUUUUGUCAAAACCAUCACCGAGCCAACCUGAUGAACGAGUACUCUCAACAGCCUGUAAUCUAGUAGUUGGUGGUGUAGCAGGGGCUUUAGCGCAAACAAUAUCUUACCCACUUGAUGUAGCAAGAAGAAAAAUGCAACUGGGACACAUGCUGGCAAACCCCCACCAAUUUGGGUCUUGGUUGCAAGUUCUUUUGAUAGUGUAUCAGCGCCAUGGAUUUAAAAAAGGUCUUUAUCGUGGAUUAAGUAUCAACUAUCUACGAGCUAUCCCGUCUGUCUCCGUCUCCUUUACUGUCUACGAAUUUAUGAAGCAGCUUUUGAAUAUUCAAUCAAAACAAAAAGGCAGUUGAUGAAAAUUGACCAUCCUAUAUAUAUACAUAAUGGACCACAUAGCAUACUAGUUAAGACUCUAGGCUUGUAGUCUCAGGAACCCAAAUUGGUGCAGUCAGCGUUAAACAAGCUUUUCACCUACCAUGCUUCCCUCCACUCAGAAUUGUAUAUUGGCAGCUAGUGUGAUAAGUAAAUAUUAAAAAGUGCACAGGACCUUGAAGCACAGUGAUUUCCUGUCUUGGAUGAAGAUGUGAUCCAUUACCAACCCCAUGCAAGUGAGUAAGCGUACAGAAUCCUGCAGAGCUACACAAGUGGCUUUCAUGUUUCAAUCUGAUCUGACAUUCAACCAUACAUUGUAAUUUAUUAUGUUACCAAAUAAUAAUGAUUGUGUACCAUGAAAGUGUUGUACUGUAGAACCACUAUGGGCAAUUUGGGACCAAAGUAAGUGUCCCUAAAAGGGGUGUCUCCUAAAUAGAAGUUAUAUUUUACAACACUUUUUGGCCAAAACAUGUCCCCUUUAUAAGGAUUUCCCAAACUUGCGUGUGUGUAUAUUGGGCAAGAUUACUGAUGUAUCACUGACAAGAUAACAUGAACACUUAAUACUGUUUUAUAAAUAUGCUGUAAAAGUAAAACUUUAAAGAUGAUAAAUAUUUAAGGAUGAUAUUCCACUCAAGUACCAGUAACUGAAACUAUAUUGUGUAUAUGAAAUAAAACAGUUUUAUGAAUAAUAGCAUACCAAUUUUGUCAUUGCCAAAUUGUACCAAUUAUUUUAAAGGAAAAUUAUAUCAUUUUAUGUAGAGUAAGUUCGGGAUUACUUAAUUGCUAGAGACAGGGGUCCCAAUUUGAGAGGUGUCACUUAAGUUGGAUCUUGUUUAAUUACAAAUAAUUUUAUCAAUAAUUAAAACACAAGCUAGUUUGGAAUCCCUGUAAGGGUGGGUACUUAAAUAUGGGGUGGUCUGGUGUCUAUAAGAAGUAAUCAAUACAUUGUCCUCCCUGCUUGUGGUGGUAAAAAGAAUGUUAAAUCAGCUUUAUCUUUUGAACACUCAUUUUGUUUAGUGUUCCCCCCCCCCUAAAAAAAAUUGUAUUAUGAUCUUCAGGUUUUGGUGGUAUAAAUGAGAUUAAAGCAGCUUUGGUUCUGUAAUUAUGUGUGCGUUAAAUGUUUCCACCAAAUUUUAUCACAAUUUUAUUUUAGGACAUUCCCAUGGAUGAAAAUCUAUGCAAAGCACAGUAUUAAACAUGUCUUCAACUUUUUAAUUUGUUCUUAAAUGUUUAAAGAGCAUAUAAUUGUACUGUAAUCAAAGUUUGUCAAGUUGUUUGAAUAAAGUGUGUACAAAAUCGUAGUA